Molecule: messenger RNA, 1064 nt
Organism: Dermacentor andersoni
Lineage: Eukaryota; Metazoa; Arthropoda; Arachnida; Ixodida; Ixodidae
Source: RefSeq, a predicted model, not a curated record
GAUUGCUAGGGUUAUCGGGGUGCCUCUGCUAGCACUCAAAAAUUUGCACUUCUGCGUCAAUCUAGCGGCGCACUUAAUCGUCGUCUCGUUUUUACAAGAAAUGCAAUUUCAUAUUAUUCUAAAUCCCGAAGUGCAAAAAGCGUUAAAUUUUGCGUCCGUUCUGGGCACUGAGUGCGCAUGCGCGGGAAUUCAACAUCGCGCAGUGGCGAAUACAUACCAUACCGUUAAACAUCGAAACAACAGGCAUGGCUGAAGAAAGGAGCAACGAAUACACGCCUCCUGCGUUCAGCUUCACGUACGAAGCAAGCCCGAGUACAAGCCGUGACAACACCCAGGGCGCUUCGCCUGCUUUGGGCGCCUACCAAACCAUUUCUGACGAUGCCUGGCCUUACCAAUGGAACAUGCAGCCCAGGCCAGUAACCGAUGGGACCUACAACCUCGACGGUGUCACUGAAAAUGCAAGCACAAGUUUCCUGCUUCUGGGGUCCAGCAACAAUAUCGAUCAUGAAAGGCCUAGCACAAGUUGCCCUGGCAUGGAGCAAGCAACAGCCAUUUUAGAAGACGGCGCCAGACGCUGGUGCUCCGGAGGCGCCGAAACCGCCAUGGUUGAAGGAAGUACGAGUGGACACACGCCUCCUGCAUUUACCUACGGUGACGAAGCAACGCCGAGCACAAGCCAGGAAUUCUUCGAGGGCGCUUCAUGGACUUCCGACUGUCACACUACGAUUUGUGACGACUCCUUCGAAGAACUGUGGAACGCGUUGAACAGCCACAACGAUGCGAUGGACGUCACAGGCCAUACACAUGUUACUGAAAGCGGAAGCACCAGUUCCCCACCUAUUGUGUCCAGCAGCAGCAUCCAUUACGCACAGCCCAGUACAAGCCACGCUGGCAUGGACGAAGCAUCAGCCAUUCCAGAAAACAUCGCUAGAAUUCCUGAAGCCACCGGUGUUGACCAAUGGAACACGCAGUGCCACCCGGCUUAUGGCACGUCCAUCGUCUCCGGUAGGUGCGGGAAGGUUUUCGGUCACUGGUAUACCAUGCCUCGCCAUCAAAGUGAUUGA